GCUGAAGUGCGCUAAAUUUAAAUCGCGGCUGCGGAAACCACGGGCUCGAACUGCGCAAUCAAUCAUCAUAAUCGCGACGACAUCUUUCAACAAUCAUUUGGAAUCUUCUGCGACUUACGCCGAGGAAUAACAUCAAUCACAAUAUUCGGCUCAUGAUCGCAAGUCAAUCUCAAGAUGGCUGAUCAACCACCAGCAAUGCAACAUGAGGACUCCAUCAGUUCGCAAGAUCCUCAUCUACAUGGUGACAAAGGAAAGACGAAGAGUAGACGGCCAGCAAAUACGGCGUUUAGACAACAAAGAUUGAAGGCAUGGCAACCAAUUCUAACACCAAAAACCGUCCUCCCAUUAUUCUUCGCCAUCGGAAUUAUUUUCGCGCCAAUCGGUGGAGGGUUGUUAUAUGCUAGUAGUGUGGUCCAAGAAAUUGUACUCGAUUAUUCGAAAUGCCAUACGGAUGCGCCAACCUGCACCGACUACCUCGAUACAGGCUCUCUUAUGCCUGAUGACAAUGUUGAAAUGUUUUUCAAAACACCAUAUGUAUAUGAGGGAACUCCUCCGCAAUGGUGCAGACAAGAUAUCAACCAAACAUACUACAACGGCAGUGUCGCACAUGCUACUGUUCCAGCUGUACAGUGUCGACUCACAUUUCCAAUCAAAUCCGAAAUGGAGCCUCCUGUUCUAUUCUACUAUAAGCUCACAAACUUCUACCAAAACCAUCGACGAUAUGCUAAGUCCUUCGAUUCUAAUCAGCUUUCCGGAAAAGCCGUUCCCGCAAGUACCAUACAUUCUAGCGAUUGUACGCCACUCACGACUGUAAACGAUAAUGGUGUCGAUAAGCCAUAUUAUCCUUGUGGUCUAGCUCCAAACUCCGUGUUUAAUGACACAUUCUCAAGUCCAUUUCUACAAAAUGUCGCGAAUAGCACCUCGGGUGGCGUAGUAUAUCCUAUGAAGAACAACUCAGAUGUGUCAUGGAGUAGUGAUAGGGAGCUAUAUGGUCAAACAAAAUACAAUUGGUCGGAUGUGAUUGUUCCUCCAAACUGGGUUGAGCGAUAUCCAAACAAUUACAGUGACGAUUACCAUCCUGAUCUCGAGAACGAUGAAGCAUUCCAAGUUUGGAUGAGAUUGGCUGGUUUGCCAACAUUUAGUAAACUGUUACAGAGAAAUGACGACGAUACUAUGAAAACUGGACAGUAUCAAGUCAACAUCACACAUCUUUUCAAUGUUACCGAAUAUGGCGGUACUAAAUCAAUCGUUCUUUCAACCCGUACCGUUAUGGGUGGUAAGAAUCCUUUCCUAGGUAUCGCCUAUAUCGUGGUUGGAGGUCUCUGUAUCCUACUCGGUGCGCUCUUCACCGUUACUCAUCUUAUAAAACCAAGAAAACUGGGUGAUCACACAUAUUUGAGUUGGAAUAACGACAACCCUACAACUGCGACUACCAGUGGACGUGAAAUGGGUGCGAAUAUGGGAUAGGUGCUGGACCGAGAUUGGAUCAAGAAGGGGGACGUGUAAAAUAGAGAUGGAUGAUGAGAUAUGAGGCGGGGUCGUUGUUUUUGAACAUUUUAUUCUUCGUUACCAAUGGGCAAUACGGCGUCUAGGUAUUAUGAGCUUUUGAUAUCUGCUGCUUUUGAGAAGCAUUCUGCAACGCGAGGAAAAGUGGAUGGAAGGAAUCUUUGGCUGGACUGGGGAAUCAAUGGGUGCUAUGAACAUUUUGUGCUCUUACUUUUUGGAUUAGAAAGAAAUUUAUUACCUUGAAAUAGACCGC
This is a messenger RNA of Botrytis sinoallii, 1759 nucleotides long. RefSeq lists its product as uncharacterized. Bases 175 to 1467 code for a protein of 430 amino acids. Gene Ontology annotation, cellular component: endoplasmic reticulum; plasma membrane; Golgi apparatus. The record is from RefSeq and is a predicted model, not a curated record. Lineage: Eukaryota; Fungi; Ascomycota; Leotiomycetes; Helotiales; Sclerotiniaceae. The transcript has 5 exons.